CCAUGUGGACUCUCCGGGCAUAAAAAUUAAACAGCAGUCCUCGGGAUCCUCUGAGAUGCAAAUAUUCGGUUGCCUGUUGUUGAAAUAUCCCGUAUUCAAGCGAGCAGCCCGGACGUUUUCUUGUUUGGAGAACUUCGAUUACGCCAAUCUUUGAUCAUGGUUAAUAUGAAAUUAUCUCUACGCUGCCAGAUUGGACUGGACUUCUUUGAGUUCUUGAAGGAGACUGAUCGAGCAUCCAUCACAGACAGAAUUGAACUUAGGGACAUUUACAAUGCUGAGUUCAGGAGCAGGAAUGCAGUUACCAAAGAUCCAAACUUCGGUUCAGUCCUCUAUGCCCUUAAAGUGUGCAACAAAAUAACAAGACGAAGAGACAAUAUACGCUUCAACUCCACGGUCACCGCUCUUUUUCUGGACCAGUGGCAUUCACCCAGACACCAUCAGCGCGAGCCUGUCCAGAAUGGAGCGGCCAGUCCCGGGACAGUACAGACCUUCACCUCUGGAGAUGAAGCAGAGACGGGAGUUCGAGCCCGGAGAAAACUGGCCAGUCUUCUGAUGAACAAACUGAAGACAGACAGGGCUCAUUUCAUCUCUGACAAACAUGGUGUCUGCAUCAACUCCGACCAUCAGUUUGAGAACGGGAAACUUUGCUUACGUGUGGAUGAGUGUGAGUGCGUGGUGAAUCUGAAAGUAGAAAACACUGGAGCAAAGCCUGUGUAUUUUACCCACUACACCCCACUGCACUGGCUCAGGUACUUCACUCUGAGGGAUGAGCGCAAAGUGACCAAGACAAGCCCUAUGUGUCUACAACCAGGUGACAGCUAUAACAUCCAGGUUCACUUCUGCUGCAGUCUGGUUGGUUUCUAUCCAGCUACACUGGCCUUUGAAUUCAAACCAGACCUGCAGCCCUCCUCAGCUGCGUUCCACAUUGUACGCUUCAUUGAGGCUCAGUGUAUAACUGCCUUAGGACUGGAGCUGGCACCUAUAGCCCCAUACAAACCUCGUUCCCUCCCUGCCUGGACCCCUGAAGUUGAUUACAAGAUUGUGGAUGGACAGCCGCCUGAAGGCCUGUCAGUGCUGCAGCUAAAAAACGUGGUCGAGCUAAAAACGUAUCGAAUACCAGCAUAUAUGAACCAGCUCAUCAAGUCACUGAAGCAGUUAACUUUCUUCUGUGAUACAAGAACGGCCUUGCUGGAAAGUCCCCUGAGCUGGGAGAACUACACCGAGAAGUUUCAGCUGCUGCUGUAUCUGGAGGAGCAACAGAUGGAGGUGGACAUCAAGAGAUACAACAUCCCCAACAGUGAAAGAAAAGAGGCCGUCAUGAAAAGAGACACGGUCAACAAGAAACUUCUCAUUCUGGAGGUACCCGGUGUGUCUGAGAACCGCCCGUCUGUGCUACGAGGGGAUGUGCUGCUGGCCUAUCCUGCAGGAGAAACAGGGGUGAAGUACCGCGGCUAUGUCCACAGUGUGCAGAUGGACAGCGUCAAACUCGGCUUUGGUUCAGCAUUGCUGGAUCGCUUUGUAGAUGGCAUGAAGUUUAAUGUUGAGUUCACUGUCAACCGCCUGACUCUGCGUGUUCAGCACAGAGCAGCAGAGCUGGCAGCUACCUACAGACUCGGAGAGGUGUUGUUCCCUGCAGCACCUGCCUUCCCCUCUCAGCAAACUGAGCUCCCCAACCUCAGGCUGUUUGACUAUAAGCUGGAGAAAAACCCAGAGCAGUAUCGGGCUGUUCAACACAUUGUGGCUGGCUCAUCCAAACCGGCCCCAUACCUGGUGUUUGGCCCACCUGGAACAGGCAAAACUGUGACUCUGGUGGAGGCCAUCAAACAGAUCGAAAAGACCCAGGCCUCCUGCCACAUCCUGGCCUGCGCUCCAUCCAACAGCGCUGCUGAUCUGCUCUGCAGGAAGAUUCUGGACCACGUGGAUGAGCAUAAAGUGUUCCGCAUGUACGCCAGCAGCCGGGACCCAAAUUGUGUCCCCGAACGACUAAAGGCAUGCUCCAACCUGGUAGGCGAGUGUUACGUUUUUCCCGCUAAAGAGAAGCUGAUGGAGUAUACGAUCAUUGUCACCACCCUUUUAACCGCGGGAAGGCUCGUCACAGGAAACAUCCCUGCGGGUCAUUUCACGCACGUGUUUGUGGACGAGGCAGGACACGCGGUGGAGACAGAAUGUUUAGUCCCGUUGGCAGGGCUGCUCCAGGCAGAGUCUGGUCAGGUUGUUCUGGCUGGAGACCCCAAGCAGCUCGGACCUAUUCUCAGAUCCCCUUUUGCGCUGAAUUACGGCAUGGGAGUGUCCCUCUUGGAGCGCAUGAUGAAAGAUUUCUCUCUGUACCAGAAACACGAGGGCGUGUUCAACAAUCACUAUGUCACCAAACUGCUGCACAACUACAGGUCCCAUCCUGCCAUUCUGAAGAUUCCCAACGAGCUCUUCUAUGACGAAGAGCUGUUGGUUAGCGCGGAUGAAAUUUUACGCAACUCCUACUGUAGAUGGGAACACCUCCCAAAGAAGGACUUCCCGUUAAUCUUCCAUGGCGUGACUGGUGUUGACGAACGCGAGGCCAGCAGUCCUUCGUUCUUCAACGUAGCAGAGGUGGAGGUGCUGAUGGAGUAUGUGAAGAAACUGCUGCAGACACAUGGCAAGAAGGGCCUGGCCACCAUCUCACCCAGAGACAUAGGCAUUAUCGCCCCCUACAGGAAACAGGUGCAGAAAAUCCGUAAGGCCCUGGAAAAGGUUGGGAAAGACUUCAAAUUUAAGGACAUGAACGCCCUCAAGGUCGGUUCAGUGGAGGAGUUCCAAGGUCAGGAGAGAAGAGUGAUCAUGGUGUCUACAGUUCGAAGCAGCCCCAACUACGCAGAGGUGGACAAACAGUUCAAUCUCGGCUUUGUCAAGAAUGAGAAGAGGUUCAACGUGGCUGUGACUCGAGCACAAGCCCUGCUGAUUGUGGUGGGAAACCCCAGAGUGCUGAACAAAGAUCCUACCUGGGCUCGGUUCAUCCAGUACUGUCAAGAUGAAGGAGGCUACACUGGUUUUGUCCAAGCAGAAGAAGACGAGGACGUGGUGAUGAGACUCGCUGCCCUCUACAUCGACAUUGAGGCUCAAGUUGAAACCGCAGAGAGUGUCGUUCAACAGCACCUGGACCCCGAGUGGAGGAACGACUUGUGAGGGAGAAGGACAGCCCAGACAUCCAACCUGAGCACUUGUAGCGGUUCAUUAAAUUCAUUUCAUAGUUUGUUAUAUUUCUUUAACAGAUUUAUAGAAAGGUUUCUGCAUUUGUACUCAAAUUCUCCGAUGUGGCCUUAAUAGCACCUUUUCACAUCAUAUGUGAACGACACCUAUUCACAAGACAAAAACAACAUUCCAAAAUAUCUCUGUAAUGUCCUCAAUGUGAGCUAAAUGAACUUAACCAAAGAGCACAGAGGACAUGGGGCUGAUUCAUGUUGAGAAGAUUGUCUUCAGCUACCUCAGUGGACUGCGCUGACACUGCUUUCAGUUUCACUUGAAUCUGCUGCAAAUGCUCAUUUUACCCAUCUAAAAUGACUUAGAUUACUUAAAAUGUAUUUAUAUUGUAGUGAGUUUUACAAACCAAAAAUGUGAGUCCCAGGUUUGUUAUUUAACUGUCAGUUAUGUUACUGUCAGUUCGACUUUGCUCAAUCAUCACUGCUCUUUUAAAAUGGCUUUGUUUUAUGAUUUGUUGAUUCAUUGAACCAACUGCAGGAUCUGUCCAUGUGUGAAAUGUCCAAUCAAUUUUUAAAUCACAUUUAUACAUUACACUUUAUUGAUAUGAACCAAAUUAAAGAUUUGUAUGGUCUAUUUUGAA
Messenger RNA from Micropterus salmoides (largemouth bass), 3814 nucleotides. Its product is annotated as putative helicase mov-10-B.2. The record is from RefSeq and is a predicted model, not a curated record. The transcript has 23 exons. The coding region runs from base 157 to 3159 and encodes 1000 amino acids. Gene Ontology annotation, molecular function: RNA binding; 5'-3' RNA helicase activity. Lineage: Eukaryota; Metazoa; Chordata; Actinopteri; Centrarchiformes; Centrarchidae.